AUGAAGAGGGAACGUUCCACCACUAAUGCGCCGCGGGGGCAGCGCCCAGCUCGCGUCGACCGCAGUCUUGGGCAGCCACCUGCGGCCGCGGAGGAGACGCAGGACGCCGCCCCUCUUCUGGGGAGUGGGCUGCGUGCGGCCCUCUCUGCGGCGGGGGCGUCUGUGGAGAGCGUCACGUUGGGGAAGAUGGAGGGCCUCUACGAGUCCAUGUUCGAUGCGAGGUGGGGCCACGUCCUGGAGGUUCCCGACGGCAGCGGGGGGGCGGGGAUGGAGCCGAGGGAAGGCAGGCCGCCGGAGCCGUGGGGGUGGAAGGUGGAGGGGGCAACUGUUCUGAUGGACGACGGUGCGGCGCAAUUCUCUCCACCGCGCCCCAGGCUCCUCGUGCUCACCUCGGAGAGGGAAUGGCCAUACGCGUGGAGCAAUGCGACGAGCAUCCGCGACUGCUACGUUUACUCCGAGGUGGAGCGGGUGUGGCAGAUCGUCAGGGGCGACCUGGACGGGUCGUUGGGCACGCACGGCGGAGCGAACUCCGCGCCUGUGCGGCGUGUCUUGACCGGGACGUCCGGGAUCGGGAAGUCGAUGGCGGCCUGCUCCUACCUCCUCUACCAGCUGCUGCACUACGACGCAGAGCAACUCCCUACGGUUGCGUACUUCGUUGGGAGCAGAGCUUUCCUGUUUGACAAGGCCACCAAAACGAUGUCGCGCCUCCCUCGGUUGGGCUCGGCGACGGAGAGUUUACUGGAGGUCGCCACGCGCACGAGGGGGUAUAUUAUCUGCGACGUGAUGUGGGGAAAGCGGCAGGCGUUGUCCGUCAAACUGCCCCCGCCGGCUGGGGCAUGCUCGUCGUGCUGCCCCCAGAAGAAACUCACUACAGGGAGUGGGAGG
Molecule: messenger RNA, 885 nt
Organism: Trypanosoma conorhini
Lineage: Eukaryota; Euglenozoa; Kinetoplastea; Trypanosomatida; Trypanosomatidae
Product: retrotransposon hot spot (RHS) protein
Exons: 1
Source: RefSeq, a predicted model, not a curated record